CGCCGGCCGCUCGCCCGGGUCCGGCGCAGCAUGGGGCCGCGCGGCUGGCGGAGGCGCGCGCUGGCCGCCGCGUGCCUGGGCUGCGCGCUGCUCCUGCUCCUGGCCGCCGCGCCCCGCGCCCUGCGCUCGGCCGCGGAAAGCAGGGCUCUGGGCUGGCUGAGUGGGAGAAGGAAGAGCGCCCUGCAGAGGCUCUACGAGCUGGACCAGGGCCCGCGCUCCGCCCUGGCCGAGGUGCACCGGCAGCGGCGCGACCUGCUGCGCGGGGCCUGCAGCCGCCACACGCGGCGCCAGCGCCUGCUGCAGCCGUCGGACCUGCGCCACGUGCUGGUGGACGACGCGCACGGCCUGCUCUACUGCUACGUGCCCAAGGUGGCCUGCACCAACUGGAAGCGCGUGCUGCUGGCGCUGCGCGGCGGCGCCCCGGGCCGCGACCCGCGCGCCAUCCCCGCGCACGAGGCGCACGCGCCGGGCCGCCUGCCCUCGCUGGCCGACUUCGGGCCGGCCGAGAUCAACCGGCGCCUGCGGACCUACCUGGCCUUCCUGUUCGUGCGCGAGCCCUUCGAGCGCCUGGCGUCGGCCUACCGCAACAAGCUGGCGCGGCCCUACAGCGCGGCCUUCCAGCGGCGCUACGGCACGCGCAUCGUGCAGCGCCUGCGGCCGCGCGCGCACCCCGACGCCCGGGCCCGCGGCCACGACGUGCGCUUCGCCGAGUUCCUGGCCUACCUGCUGGACCCGCGCACGCGCCGCGACGAGCCCUUCAACGAGCACUGGGAGCGCGCGCACGCGCUCUGCCACCCGUGCCGCCUGCGCUACGACGUGGUGGGCAAGUUCGAGACGCUGGCCGAGGACGCCGCCUUCGUGCUGGGCCUGGCCGGCGCGCCCGCGCUGCGCUUCCCCGGCCCGCCGCGCCCCAAGGCGGCCGCCGCGGCGCGCGAGCUGGCCGCGCGCCUCUUCCAGGACAUCAGCCCCUUCUACCAGCGGCGCCUCUUCGACCUCUACCGGAUGGACUUCGUGCUCUUCAACUACUCGGCGCCCUCCUACCUGCGGCUGCACUAGCGCCGGCGGGGGCCGAUUGCGUCCACUUACUGGUCCACACGGCCCUGGAGCCUGCUGAUGCCGCAGACCGGGAGCAGUGGCCUGUGGUCCUCAGCAGUGCCCGCGCCAGCGCGCCAGCCCCAGCUGCUCCCUCCGGCCCCUUCCUGGCUGCCCUGUCCCCACUCCAUCCUGGUCUGUCUGGCCAGAAGCCCUGUGUGUGCACCCAUGGGGCCCAGGGUACUCCCCGGGGCGGGUUCUCUCUCUCUCCCUCUCUCUCCCCCUCUCUCUCUCCUCUCUCUCUCCCUCUCUCCCCCUCCCUCUCUCUCUUCUCUCUCUCCCCCUCCCUCUCUCUCUCCCUCUCUCUCUCUCCUCUCUCUCCCUCUCUCUCUCUCCUCUCUCUCCCUCUCUCU
Messenger RNA from Sorex araneus (European shrew), 1445 nucleotides. It is a transcript of the gene CHST13, whose product is annotated as carbohydrate sulfotransferase 13. The coding region runs from base 31 to 1056 and encodes 341 amino acids. The record is from RefSeq and is a predicted model, not a curated record. The transcript has 4 exons. Gene Ontology annotation, molecular function: sulfotransferase activity. NCBI's taxonomy places the organism in Eukaryota, Metazoa, Chordata, Mammalia, Eulipotyphla, Soricidae. Gene Ontology annotation, biological process: proteoglycan biosynthetic process; carbohydrate biosynthetic process. Gene Ontology annotation, cellular component: membrane.